Molecule: messenger RNA, 1933 nt
Organism: Frieseomelitta varia
Lineage: Eukaryota; Metazoa; Arthropoda; Insecta; Hymenoptera; Apidae
Gene: Hbg3
Product: alpha-glucosidase-like
Exons: 9
Coding region: 123-1832 (569 amino acids)
Biological process (GO): carbohydrate metabolic process
Source: RefSeq, a predicted model, not a curated record
UAAAAGACUAGCUAUAAAAAGGUAGCUGGCACCAUACAUUAUCGUAGUCCAUGUCAGAACGUUGACAACAAAUAUCCCCAGCGGAUACAAUCGAUUGCACCGAAUAUCUCGAAGCAAGGAGCAUGAGGGCGGUAAUAGCAUUUUGCGUGGCAGUACUGCCUCUGGUCAUCGGAAUAACGUGGGAACCGUCAGAAAAUGCUAAAGAUUUUUCACUUUACCAGAUCUAUCCUAGGAGUUACAUGGACAGUGAUGGAGACGGCGUCGGUGAUCUUAGAGGUAUCAUCCAACGAUUGGAUCAUAUGGUGGCAUCAAACCUUGACGCGAUUUGGUUGUCGCCCAUUUAUCGCAGUCCGAUGGUAGAUUUCGGCUACGACAUUUCGAACUAUACGGAUAUUGACCCGACAUUUGGCACCAUGAAGGACUUCGAUGACCUAUUGAAAGCCGCGCACGAUAAAAAUUUGUUAGUGAUUAUGGACUUCGUCCCAAAUCAUACGUCGGACCAACACGAAUGGUUCCAGAAGAGCGUGCAGGGAAUUUCACCUUACGACAAUUAUUAUGUUUGGCAUACCGGACAAAUAGAAAAUGGCACCCGUAAACCGCCAAACAACUGGGUGAGUGAAAUGCAUGGAUCGGCUUGGGAGUGGAAAGAUGAACGCCAAGCGUAUUAUCUGCAUCAAUUCGCCAUACAACAACCUGAUCUGAACUACAAUAGUCCGGACGUGAGACGCGAGAUUGAAGAUGUUCUGAGAUUUUGGUUAGACAAAGGCGUUGAUGGCUUCAGAAUAGAUGCCAUGAUAUUCCUUUAUGAAGAUCAACGAUUUUUGGACGAACCUCUAUCAGGUCUAACUGACGAUCCUGACGUCUACGAUUAUACUGAGAAGAUAUACACUACUAAUCAACAACCAGAUUACGACAUCCUUCCUACGUGGAGAAAGGUCCUGGACGAAUACGAACAGCCAAAAUAUAUAAUGAUCGAAGCAUAUAGCAAUAUGUCGGACACGAUGAAAUAUUAUCACUAUGGAGCAGAUUUCCCUUUCAACUUCUAUACGAUUACAAAUCUUACUAGCAGUUCGUCUGCAGCAGAUAUCAAGCAUAUAGUAGAUUCGUGGUACAAUAACAUGCCGGAAGGUAGCACUCCUAACUGGGUGGCCGGAAACCAUGACCAUUCUAGAUUAAUAGCGAGACUGGGAGAACCACGAGCUCGUGCCGUCACCAUGUCUCUGCUCCUAUUACCGGGCGUAAGCGUGACUUAUUAUGGCGAAGAAAUUGGCAUGACAGACGCUUAUAUUUCGUGGGAAGAUACAGUGGAUCCGGAAGGCUGUCGAGCUGGUAAAGCAAAUUAUCAAAAUAUCACUAGAGAUCCCGAGAGAACACCGUUCCAAUGGAAUGACACCGUUGCCGCCGGAUUUUCCUCGAAUUCCCAUACCUGGCUUCCAGUCAACCCUAAUUACAAGACCUUGAAUCUAGCUGACGAGAAGAAAGACAAGAACUCGUACUACACUCUUUAUGAGAAACUCUCGAAGCUGAAGAAAUCGCCGCACUUCAAGCAGGCCAAUUUAGUGACAGAAGUAUUGGAUGAAUAUGUUUUCGCCUUUGCCAGAGAAACCGAGAAGCACGGAAGCGUUUAUGCCAUAACAAACUUCGGAGACGAGGACUCAACGGUGGACUUAUCAGUAUUUGAUAACAUACCGAGUAAAUUGGACGUUUAUUACGCCAGUGCUAUCUCCGGCAUACUUUCUUGGGAAAAUGUUGUCCAGGUUCAACACGUGACCAUACCCGCCGCAUCAGUGGUCAUCCUCACCACUCCAAAUGCGAAUUUUGUAACUGGCUAAUCCCACAAUGCAGUACUUAUCUAUUCUCCCUUAAACAUUUAAUAUUUCUAAUCUUUAAUUAUAUAUAACCUGAUUUCUCAUUAAAGUUACUUCGUUAGUAA